CGAUCAUACAAGAAGCCGUGCCAUCUUCAGAUGUAGUUUUACAAGCAAUCCCUGGACACGAUGCGAUCUUUCUUUCCACCCACGCGAAUAUUAAUACCAGGUUCCUCGAUGUAGCAGGACGAUAACUCGGUUCUAGUGGACGGAGCCUGUCAGAUUCCGGAUCCAUUGUAUAAGCUCAUCGGCAGCAUAAUCUGCUUCUACAUCCCACUGGGAGUUAUGCUGCUCACGUACGCUCUGACAGUAAGACUUUUGGCCCAACAACGACAGAACAUUGGAGGAACAGCAGGUGGCGUGAUUUUAGGGCUGGACAGACGCUGUACGUGGAGAAAGUUGUUGAACAAAGGAUCCACCGGAGGAUCCGGUACUCCUCAACACACUUCCGGUGCAUCCACGGAUACGGAGCUGACCACCCUGGACACCCACGAACUCUGGCUUCCGGAAAGCGAGCCUCCGCCAUCGGCGAUGUCGGCUUUACACGCUUUUGGGGCAGAAAUGCUGAAAUUGUCCAGAGGACUCGAGGGAAUGGGAAACCCGGGCUCUCAGACACUUACGGUCAACACCAGGACCAUGUCACAUCAUCAUCAUCAUCAUCACCAUCACCAAUCCUCUCCGCAUCAACGAACUGGAAACGGAAGUGCAGAAAGCAGCGCUUCGGGCUCGAGGACGAGCUUGACGACAACGCAAGAAGAAGCGAGUCCUGCGACAUCGUGGCGUUACCGUCGACGAGCAUCGACCUACAACGAGACACAUUUGCAGCGUGCCAAUUUAAUGUCGCCGAAGAUGCCUAGAAAACGAUCAUUCAGCUUCCAUGAUCAAACUACCUUCCGAAGACCUUCGUCUAGAAAAGGCUCCACCGUGGACGAGACCAAGGAGGCCACCCUGACCCUUCCAUCUCCUUGCUCGUGUUCAUAUUUUGGAGAAUCCUUACGGAAGCCGUUGCACUCCGCCACCGAGAUGGCCAUUGUGCCUUUGGACUCGACAAGGUCAAAGACGGUGGAGCCGAAAUCUUACGACGGAGCUAAUUCCAUGGUGACAUGGAGAAGCGGUCGCAGAGGGUCCACCAUAGGAAGCACGAGGACGACUCUGGCGCCCUCGAGGACCACCCCAUUGAGGAGGGCAGCAACAAUGAGAGCUCACAACGGAGCCGCAACCCUAACCUCGAAGAGCAAUUCCUCGUCUCCUUGUCUGUUGAGAUACUCCGGACCAGUUCGGACCCAUCACUCUCGGACCAGCAGCGUCGUUUCGCGAAACAGCUCGAGACACGGCAGGAUUAUUCGUCUCGAACAGAAAGCUACGAAAGUCUUAGGAGUGGUCUUUUUCACAUUUGUUAUCCUGUGGGCGCCAUUUUUCGUCCUAAACUUGGUACCCGCUCUCUGCCCCGACUGCGAAAAACGCAUCGACAGAAAGAUAUUCGAUCUGGUCACUUGGCUAGGAUACGCCAGCUCAAUGGUCAAUCCCAUCUUCUACACGAUUUUCAACAAAGUCUUCAGGCAGGCCUUUAAGAAGGUUCUUCUUUGUAGAUACAGGAAUCCAACAUGGCGGCCUGCCAGGUAGGCCUUGCCCCGACGACCUGGCGUCGUCGUCACCAGUAUAUAACGCUGAGAAUCCUUCUAGAUCAGGAAAAUCGGGAGCGAGGGACUUUCUGGCUAUCAUUGGUGCCAUUAAGGUGAUACGAAAGGCGCUGAGAAAUUUAAUCGACGUCGAUAAAGUUAAGUUCAUCGGUACCCCUUGCGGUGAUAGCGCCAUUUUGAAUACUCAAGAGGUUAGAGCCUCUCAAUAUAUAUAGGCGGACUCUUUCAUAUCACCUUAAAGUCCUUAAGGUGAUACGAAGAGCGCUGAGAACUUUAAUCGACGUCGAUAAAAUUCAUCUAUACCCUUUUUGCGAUGGUAACGCAAGUUUGGAUACUCAAGUGGUAACAUAAGCUGGCGCGUCACGUUACGGACGAUUAUAUUUACGUUUAUGGCUGUUACCCUCUACGUUGAGAAUCAUACGAAAUAAAACGUUCCAUAUGUCAUUUCGGUAAAGUAAUGACAAAGAGAUUGAUGUAAAACUGUCGAAAUCUCGUGAAUUCAUGAUUUUUGAUACUCCAUUGGACAAACGGCGCCAUCUGUGACGUUUACUUGCAACUAAACUUGCUCUAUAAACAUGUGUUACCCCCGGGACAAGCCAGCAUUCUCUUGCAACCAUUAGUGACAAUAUUUUCCAUACUUUCCCAUCUGACUGUGUAAUAGUUCAUUUUUAUAGUAUUCUAAAUUAAUGGAGCUAGGUCCUGAAACUCUUCAUUUUCGAUUUUAGGCCUUCAAGAAGCGUAAAACAUCAAAAUUGUGCACUGACCACGCCAUGCUGGUUCUAGUUCGUGAUAAAUCAAUUUUUGAUGCAAAAUAAAUUUCAUGAGUUUCAGGACCUCCUUAGGGCCUCCAUGUUCAGAUGGUAAAA
Orussus abietinus is the source of this 2437-nucleotide messenger RNA. Its product is annotated as glyoxylate reductase/hydroxypyruvate reductase. The transcript has 5 exons. Lineage: Eukaryota; Metazoa; Arthropoda; Insecta; Hymenoptera; Orussidae. Gene Ontology annotation, molecular function: neurotransmitter receptor activity; hydroxypyruvate reductase (NADH) activity; G protein-coupled serotonin receptor activity. Bases 217 to 1554 code for a protein of 445 amino acids. Gene Ontology annotation, cellular component: cytosol; membrane; dendrite. The record is from RefSeq and is a predicted model, not a curated record. Gene Ontology annotation, biological process: chemical synaptic transmission; G protein-coupled receptor signaling pathway, coupled to cyclic nucleotide second messenger.